AUGGCGGACGAGAAUGUCGCAAGCGAACAGGCACCAGAUGCGGUCACUCAGACUAUAGUCAAUGGUGCCGACACCGCCGUAGACACGUCCAAUGAGACACCGCACAAGGAUGUGGCCAUGACAGAGGCGGCAGUCGAUCUAGCUUCUCCCGCUCCUGCGAAUGUCGGCGCGAGUCCAGCGCCAGCUAGGACAGGCACACCCGCUCAAGCGUCUCGCGCGCCCUCAGUACACCCCGACCCAGGAUUCACCCUGCCAUCCGAGGCCGCUCCCAAUGGAGAUUCCACGCGACGAUACUUGAACAACAAAGUCACCGGAGCUCUCCUCGAGGGAAUGAAGAUGCUGGCCAAAGAACAGCCCGACGAUCCGCUACGGGUUCUUGGUGAAUACUUGAUACAGAAAUCGAAAGAGAUCGAAGGCUCGAAUUGA
Messenger RNA from Cordyceps militaris CM01, 426 nucleotides. RefSeq names its product COMPASS complex subunit Sdc1, putative. The transcript is spliced from 3 exons. The record is from RefSeq and is a predicted model, not a curated record. NCBI's taxonomy places the organism in Eukaryota, Fungi, Ascomycota, Sordariomycetes, Hypocreales, Cordycipitaceae. The coding region runs from base 1 to 426 and encodes 141 amino acids.